GUCUCAUUUGUCCCUCGUUGCUUGCUGUACAAAUACAAUCAUGGCGGCGCUGGAGUUGUAAGAUCUGUUUUUGUUUUGCAAAUAAACCAACAUUUUAAUAAAAAACAAACUCUCUCGUUGGGAUUUGAAUUUACCUGAACUUAUAACGAUAUUCCAACUCGGAUCACUAUGCCGUCCGCCUGUGACUCUCUGAUUGAAGACAUUGAGGACAUGGUGUCUCUUAAUGACCCCACUCCUCAUGACAGACAGUCUGCAAGGAAGAGUAUUAUACCAAGGUCCAGAAAGAAGAAGGAGCUUCUGAGCUCCGAAGAGCUUCAAGCAGACAGUUUUAUCCCUGGUACCCAGAAGAUCUGGAUGAAAACGUGGGGCUGCAGUCAUAACAACUCAGAUGGAGAGUACAUGGCCGGACAGCUGGCUGCCAGCGGAUAUAAGAUGACCGAUGACCCGGCCGAUGCAGACCUGUGGUUGCUCAACAGCUGCACCGUGAAAAACCCUGCAGAGGACCACUUCAGAAACUCCAUCAAGAAAGCUCAGGAGCAGCAGAAGAAAGUGGUCGUUGCAGGUUGUGUACCCCAAGCCCAGCCACGGAUGGAAUACCUGAAAGGCCUCAGCAUUAUAGGGGUCCAACAGAUUGAUCGAGUGGUGGAAGUGGUGGACGAGGCUGUUAAAGGUCACUCUGUUCGCCUGUUGGGCCAGAAGAAAGACGGAGGAAAAAGACUUGGAGGUGCAAGGUUGGACCUGCCAAAGAUCAGAAAGAACCCUCUGAUUGAAAUAAUCUCCAUUAACACUGGGUGUCUGAAUGCAUGUACUUACUGCAAGACGAAACAUGCUCGAGGAGACUUGGCCAGUUAUCCCAUAGAGGAACUGGUGGAAAGAGCCAGGCAGUCCUUUCAGGAGGGAGUAUGUGAGAUCUGGUUGACGAGUGAAGACACAGGUGCUUACGGCAGAGACAUAGGGACAGAUCUGCCUACAUUACUGUGGAGGCUGGUGCAGGAGAUUCCUGAUGGAGCCAUGCUGAGGCUGGGCAUGACCAACCCACCUUAUAUCCUGGAACAUCUGGAGGAGAUGGCGAAGAUUUUGAAUCAUCCGCGUGUUUAUGCCUUCCUCCAUGUUCCCGUGCAGUCAGCCUCAGACAGUGUCCUGAUGGACAUGAAGAGAGAAUACUGCAUUGAUGACUUCAGAAGAGUUGUUGACUUCCUCAAAGACAGAGUACCUGGGGUAACGAUUGCGACGGAUAUAAUCUGUGGAUUUCCCGGUGAGACUGAUGAGGACUUCCAGGACACCUUGGAUCUUGUGAAACACUACCAGUUUCCCAGUCUGUUCAUUAACCAGUUCUACCCCAGACCCGGUACACCUGCUGCUAAGAUGGACCAAGUCCCAGCACAUGUGAAGAAGCAAAGGACUAAAAAGCUUUCUGAACUCUUCCACUCUUACAACCCCUACGACCACAAGGUUGGAGAAAGGCAAUUUGUGCUGGUGACGGAGGAAUCUUUUGAUACCCAGUUCUUUGUUUCCCACAACAAGUUCUACGAACAGGUGCUGGUGCCUAAAAGGGCUGAAUUCAAAGGGAAGAUGAUAGAAGUAGACAUCUACGAGGCAGGAAAACACUUUAUGAAGGGGAGGCCAGUGGAAGACAGCAAACCAUUCACUCCCUCCAUUGCUGCACCUCUUCGGAAAGGAGAAGUAUCUGGUUUGAUGCAGGUACAUAAAGUCAAUGGAGUCAAAGGAGCAACUUCAGGAACACCCGACUCUGCGCUCCAUGUCGGCUCCUACAAUCUGGACAGAGAACUGCUGAAGAAACUGGGGAUGGGCUUUGCACUAGCAGCCGCCAUCUUGGCCUUUAUUGUAGAGAAGCUGUUUUGAACAAACUGAAUCAAGAAAUAAUUCGGAAAACGACAGCUUUGAAGUUUUCACAGAAGAUGUUUUAUUCAAGCAGGUUUGCUUCAGUUUUUUUUUUUUAUUAGAAAUUGUGACAUCAAGGCUUUUUGUCUUUGUUCGCAAUCUACCACAUCUGGAUGUUUUUAGUGCUCUGUUGCAACUUUUUACAGAUAAACCAAGAACUGGAAAAGAUGUUACUCAUACUCCAGAGUAUUUAUUUUUAACAAACAAUACGCAAUAUAUUUUUAAGCUAUUGGAUAAAUUCGUUCACUUUUUUUUUCUUUUUUUUUUAAACGUAUUGUGGUUAAGAUGGAUGUUUAUUUCCUCCAGUAAAAAAAUUAUAAAUUACCUGUUCAAAUCAAACAGUGUGAAAUGCCUUGAAUGUUAGAAUUUCCUCUAAGUCUAUAAGGCACAUGAAGUGAUUUGUUUUUUCAUUCUGACCUUCUUUGCUUCCUACAUGAGGAACGAUUUCAUUUGUUCUCUCUGAUCUUUAGAUGUUUUUCUUUGAGAUUUAUUGGCUUCCUCAGUACACUUCCAUUUCCCGCAUAAACUAGUCCCUUUUCUACCCACUACCAUUAUGAUCCUUCUUUAAACUCAGAUCAUUAUUAUUAUGGAUAAUCCAUUGUACUGUCAGGAUUUUAAUUGUCUAAUUAGUGAAUACUCAUAAAGCAGCUACUUUCUCUGUGUGUGGAGAACCUCUCUAAUGUCUUGCAAAAUUAUUCAUACACCUAAACCCGCAGCGUAUAUUUGCAGUGUCACAUUAACAAACCUCUGGCUGUGUUCAUUUAAAUUUAUAUGAUGACGCAACAAAAAGUAGGUUAUAACUGUGAAGUGUAAGAAAAAAGAAUACAUUAUUUUCUUUUAUUUUAGACAAUAAUAUUUGGGUGGUUUUUUGUUGAUGCUUUAUUGAACCAGUUUUAGCUGUGGAUAAAUCUCUAUAUCCUUUCAAGGUAUGUCUCUUCUGGCUGUGCGUACCAAGAGACCACCAUUUUGGCCGACUUACCUUUUGCAGAAAUGCUCAACCCUUGAUUGGACGGAAAACCCAGUUUUGAAUUUAGUUGGACGAUAAGCAUUGAUAUUCUUACAGUUAACUCUGCUUUGAGCCAAAAUAUUCCUUCAUGCCUCUGGAUGCAUUUUUUUGUUUGUUUGUUUUUUUACCUCCUACAGUUUAAAGUCUUUAAAAUCCUUUCUCAGGUUUUGUUUUCAAAGCAAUUAAAGUAGUUUCAUUUUCCAGAAAAAACACAGCCACAGCAUCAUACUGCCACCACAGUGCCUUAACAUCAGGAUAGUUUGCUCUGGAUGAUUUGCGCUGUUAGUUUUCCUUCACAUGUAGAAUUAUCCAUUAAAAAAAAUAUGUGACAAAGAACGCAAAUGCGCCCCGUGCUUUAUAACUUGUUGUUAAAAAGUUUGAAAAACAAGUGUCAUUUUCCUUCCACUUCCCAGUUAUGAACUAGUUUGUGUUUUCUAUCUCAUAAAAUCCUUAUAAAAUUGCCUGAAGUUCCUAUUUUGAAAGUGAAAAAGUUAAUGAGGUACAAAUGCUUUUGAAAGCCGUGUAGCAUGUAUUAUUAAUUGCCGUCUUUUGUUUUCAUUGUAACAUCCAGAAUCCUCUAAUAAAGGCCAGAAUCAGUUUA
This is a messenger RNA of Cyprinodon tularosa, 3509 nucleotides long. It is a transcript of the gene cdkal1, whose product is annotated as CDK5 regulatory subunit associated protein 1-like 1. Gene Ontology annotation, biological process: tRNA methylthiolation. NCBI's taxonomy places the organism in Eukaryota, Metazoa, Chordata, Actinopteri, Cyprinodontiformes, Cyprinodontidae. Gene Ontology annotation, cellular component: endoplasmic reticulum. The record is from RefSeq and is a predicted model, not a curated record. The transcript is spliced from 15 exons. The coding region runs from base 169 to 1863 and encodes 564 amino acids. Gene Ontology annotation, molecular function: 4 iron, 4 sulfur cluster binding; tRNA (N(6)-L-threonylcarbamoyladenosine(37)-C(2))-methylthiotransferase activity.